This is a messenger RNA of Neolamprologus brichardi, 1739 nucleotides long. NCBI's taxonomy places the organism in Eukaryota, Metazoa, Chordata, Actinopteri, Cichliformes, Cichlidae. The record is from RefSeq and is a predicted model, not a curated record.
CCCGUGCCCUACAAGAUGUACAUUAAUGCAGAGACUUCCUUGUUAGUAAUUCAAUAUAAUAUUCUAAUAGGUAUAGCGCUGAGCAACGGUUACCUGUGGAAGAAGCAGAGGAAGUUUGCCAACACUCACCUGCGUUACUUUGGAGAAGGCCAAAAGUCACUGGAGAAGUACAUUGAAGUGGAGUGCAGCUUCCUUUGUGAAGCUUUCAAGGAGGAGCAAGGUAGACCAUUCAACCCCCACUACAUCAUGACAAAUGCAAUAGGUAACAUCAUCUUCUCUGUGGUCUUCGGACAUCGCUUUGAAUACAGUGACCCCAGCUUUCGCAGAAUUCUGGAGCUGGACAAUGAUGCCGUUGUGCUUGCUGGUUCAGCGCAGACGCAGCUGUAUGAUGCCUUUCCUGGCUUGAUGAAGUACUUGCCAGGGCCUCACCAGACUGUCCAUGCCAACUACAGGGAGAUUGUGGCUUUCUUGAACAGAGAAAUUGAAAAGCACCAGGAAGAGUGGAACCCAGAUGACCCUCGUGAUUUCACUGAUGCAUACCUGUCAGAGAUGGAGAAGAAAAAAGAGGAUCCUCGUGCUGGCUUUAAUAUUGAAACGCUUCUGGUUUGUACCCUUGAUCUGAUUGAGGCUGGGACAGAGUCAGCUUCCACCACUCUACGCUGGGCUCUAGUAUUUAUGAUGAACUACCCAGAAAUACAAGAGAAAGUGCAGGCAGAGAUAGACAGAGUAGUCGGACAGUCUCGCCUGCCCACCUUGACCGAUAGGCCCAAACUACCCUACACUGAUGCUGUUAUCCACGAGACCCAGAGGGUUGGAAAUAUUGUUCCACUGGGAUUACCAAAAAUGGCCAGUAAAGAUUCUACACUGGGAGGAUACUUCAUUCCUAAGGGCACAGCUGUUACUACAAUACUUUCAUCUGUGCUGUUUGAUAAGAAUGAGUGGGAGACUCCAGAUGUCUUCAAUCCUGAACAUUUCUUGGACUCAGAGGGCAAAUUUCGAAGAAGAGAUGCCUUCUUGCCAUUUUUAGCAGGUAAACGUGUGUGUAUCGGUGAGCCCCUGGCCAAAAUGGAGCUCUUUCUUUUCUUUGCAUCUCUGCUCCAACGCUUCACCUUCAGACCUGUUCCUGGAAAAAUGCCGAGCUUGGAGGGUGUGUUGGGUUUCAACAAUUCCCCUGAGGAGUUCAGGAUGCAGGCAGUGCCUCGCUGAUGUCAUGUCGGGCAAACACAAAGAUGAAUAAACUGAAACUCCGCAAGGUUCAUGGGACCAGCAAAGAUUUAAUGAAAAUUUUACAUAUUGAGACACUAUAUGCAUGUUACUUUUAUUUCUUGUUUUAUUGUGAAACACUUUGAUUUUUAUCUGUGAAAGGUGCUAUAUAAAACAAUAAAACUUUCUUGCUUACCUGCUGAAAGCUUACGCAAUACUUAUUAAGGUUAGACAACCUUGCGAAAUAACAGCCAUGUGUUGAUAAUGGUUGACUCAACACUGUUAGGUGCUACAUUAUGUGACUUGAGUUUUUCUUAACACAAAGGACUUCAGAUAUUAUCCUUUGUUUUUAAAUCCACAAAAAUGUUUGAUGUGUGGAUAAAACUCUGCUUAUUUUUACCUAUAAGCAAGGCCUACAUAUGCUUGCUGCACCUCUGUCUCCUCAAUGCCAGUGUGGAAGUAUUUUCUCUAAGUCCAAGUUCAGUGGCAAAAUGUUAUUUUUUUAUAUAAAUGAAUAAAGUCAUUACAACCCCAGU